GCGCUGUUAAAAGUAAAAAAAAAAAAAAAUGACGAAAGCGUGUACCUUUCAGUUUAAGCGGGAGAAAAAUAAACACGGCUGCGCGUUUCGGAGACAAAAAAAGUAACUCAAUAAACGACACCGUAUUAUAUCGUCAUCCAAAAUCAAAACAAACCAUCAUCAUCAUCAUAAUUUCAGUUUCAGAAUUCGAUUUCACCUACAAAAAAAAAAUCCGCAACAAAAAAUCACUACUAUUUAACCGAAUCUCUUAUAUCUCUCUCAGUAUUAAGAACUAGAUUCAGUCACAUUUCGUUAGGUGAGAAUUCAACCAUGGCGACGACGAGGUCACCCAAUCGUUCACCAGACGAAACGGCGGAUCCAACGCCGUUAAUCGGAAGUUCAUCUGAUGAGUCAAACUCCGGACGGAGAAUUCUCCGUGCGCCGAGUCUCCAACAAGCAGCGCGGUUUCUGAGACAAGCGAGUGGGCGGAGGUUGAUGCGUGAGCCGUCGAUGAUGGUGAGAGAAACGGCGGCGGAACAAUUGGAAGAGAGACAAAGCGAUUGGGCUUAUUCCAAACCGGUUGUGAUUCUUGAUAUUCUUUGGAAUUUUGCUUUUAUUGUUGCUGCUGUUGCUGUGUUGAUUUUGAGUAUUGAUGAGUCUCCUAGCUCGCCUCUUAGGUUGUGGAUUUCAGGAUAUGCUUUACAGUGUGUUGUUCAUGUUGUGUGUGUUUGUUUCGAGUUUCGGAGACGGAUGCAGGUGCGGGAACAGUUGGUUAUCAACGGUGGUAACGCCGUUGGGGGCGGUAGCGGUGGCAGUGGGGAUUUGGGCUUUGAUUCAAUGGAUGGUUCUGGACAGUAUGUCAAUUUGGAACAGAAUGGAGACGAUGGUUCUACAAGUAGCAUGGCAAAGCAUUUGGAAUCAGCCAACACAAUGUUCUCUUUUAUUUGGUGGGUCAUUGGAUUCUAUUGGGUAUCAGCUGAUGGUCAAGAUUUGAUCCAUGAUUCUCCUAACCUUUACUGGUUAUGUAUUGUCUUCCUGGGUUUUGAUGUUCUCUUUGUCGUUUUCUGUAUUGCGCUGGCAUGCAUCAUUGGUAUUGCUGUUUGCUGUUGUCUUCCGUGUAUCAUUGCGCUUCUGUAUGCAGUUGCAGACCAGGAAGGGGCAACAAAGGAAGACAUUGAGCAGUUGUCAAAAUUCAAAUUCCAAAGAAAAAGUAAGGAGAAGCUUGCUGGUAAUACACAAGGACCUGUUGGAGGAAUAAUGAUUGAAUGUCAAGCUGAUUCCCCAAUUGAACGCGUGCUUGCUGAUGAGGACGCGGAGUGUUGCAUCUGCCUUUCUGCCUAUGAUGACGGGGUUGAACUAAGACAACUUCCUUGCGGUCACCAUUUUCACUGUACCUGUGUGGACAAAUGGCUGCAGAUCAAUGCUACUUGCCCCCUCUGCAAGUAUAACAUCUUGAAAAGUAGCAGACAUGGUGAAGAGGAAGUAUAGGAAAUUGCAGAGAAGUUUUUAGCAGCCCCCGUUGGGGAACUUACAUGCCUCUUGGUUGGCAGUAUAAUAGACCCAGCGUGUUAAUAUACUUCAGUACAGGUCUCUUAGUUGCUGCUGCUGCAGCUGUGUUUGUUUAUCUCAUAGUGAUAGUUAUAUUAUUUAUUCUUCAUUAUGGUGCCUUUUAACUGGUUGUGUAUAUCUGAUCAUUGUACACCGGCAAUAGUUUUCUGGUGGCA
Trifolium pratense (red clover) is the source of this 1703-nucleotide messenger RNA. Its product is annotated as E3 ubiquitin-protein ligase At4g11680-like. The coding region runs from base 310 to 1467 and encodes 385 amino acids. NCBI's taxonomy places the organism in Eukaryota, Viridiplantae, Streptophyta, Magnoliopsida, Fabales, Fabaceae. The transcript has 5 exons. The record is from RefSeq and is a predicted model, not a curated record.